UUCUCAACAUAUUUAAGCUCUCAGAUCCUAUACCAUCUUAUCAGCAUAGAAGGGUAGUUUGAGUGUUUUGUUUUUUUCUCAACUAAGCUUCUUUAUACUAUGCCUUCUACCACUCUUCAAUGGCUAAGCCUUGUGGCCAUUAUUUGGCUCCAAGCCAUAAAUGGAACAAACACCAAUUUCCCCGCUUAUUCUUCUCAGCUAAAGCAGCUUCUUUCCAUCUCCCAAAUGCAGCUCAAUAACCUUGCUUUUGCCUCUGAUGCAGGGAAGCUUUUUGGUUGGUUUUCUGGCCUUGCUUCUGUUUACCUUCCCCUUUGGCUAGUCCUCAUGAUUGGUUCAACUCUUGGGCUAAUUGGUUAUGGUGUGCAAUAUCUCUUCAUAACCAACCAAAUUUCCUCUUUGUCAUACUGGCAUGUCUUCUUACUAACUUUUCUUGCUGGCAAUAGCAUUUGUUGGAUUAACACAGUUUGCUAUGUUGUCACCAUAAGAAACUUUCUACCUGAUCGCCAAGUUGCAGUGGGAAUAACCACCAGUUAUCAAGGGCUAAGUGCAAAGAUUUAUACCAACAUUGUUGAUGCUGUUUCUCCUCACAAGGAGGCAAAAACCUUUCUCUUUCUGAACUCUCUCUUACCUGUGAUAGUUGGCCUAGUAACAGCUCCUCUAGUUAGAGAAAUUGAAGUCACAAGCCCAAAGUACUCUGGUGUUGGGUUUGCGGUGACGUUUGUUAUAACAAUUGCCACUGGAAUAUAUGCUGUGUUGAGUAGCUUGCAAUUUGUCACAAGCAAAAUAUCCUCAUUGGGUAUUCUUAUUGGUAUUCUAGUGUCUCUUCUCAUCCCUCUUAUAGUUCCACUUUCAGUGAAGAUCAAGGAACUACAAGGGUCAUGGCAUAAAAAUAGAGAAAAGCUAAGAGUAUACCAUUUUACUAUGGAGGAGAAUACUAAUGAAGAGAGGGCAGAGAAUGAGGUGAAAGAGGGUGAAGAGAGUAGAGAUUCUUUUGAAGAAGAGUUUGGUAUUAUAGAAGAAAUUGGAGUGAAGUUGAUGCUAAGAAGAAUAAAUUUCUGGUUAUAUUUCUUUGUCUAUUUUUUUGGUGCAACAAUUGGUUUAGUAUAUCUUAAUAACUUAGGACAAAUAGCUGAAUCCCGAGGUUGUUCUGGAACUUCAUCUUUGGUGUCUUUAUCUUCAGCAUUUGGGUUCUUUGGCCGUCUCAUGCCAUCUCUUAUGGACUACUUCUACAGGGGAAAGCAUAGAAUUUCAAGACCUGCUUCUAUGUUGGCAGUGAUGGUUCCAACAUCAGGUGCAUUCUUCUUACUUCUCAACAAAAGUAACCUUGCCCUUUACAUAAGCACUGCUAUAAUUGGAGUGUGUACUGGGGCAAUCACUUCCAUUGCUGUUUCCACAACCACUGAGCUAUUUGGCACAAAGCAUUUCUCAGUGAACCAUAAUGUGGUGGUGGCCAACAUUCCAAUUGGGUCCUUUCUAUUUGGCUAUUCAGCUGCACUUAUUUACCGUAAGGAAGGGCAUGAACCUGACCAUGGCAAAUGCAUGGGGAUGGAAUGUUACAAAAGCACUUUUGUCAUAUGGGGUUCCUUUUGUUUCCUUGGAACUUUUUUGGCUUUGAUUCUACAUGCAAGGACUCGCAAGCUUUACUCACAAAAACAAUAGGGCAAAGAUGAUCAAGGCACGUAUGGGACGUAUGGUUCAAUUAAAUGGGGUUGGCAAUUCUCUCACUACUCUCUCGAAUCUCCAUUGCCAUUAUAUCAGUUAAUGUUAUUGACAAUGAUAUGACAAGC
Messenger RNA from Abrus precatorius (Indian licorice), 1787 nucleotides. RefSeq names its product protein NUCLEAR FUSION DEFECTIVE 4-like. Gene Ontology annotation, cellular component: membrane. NCBI's taxonomy places the organism in Eukaryota, Viridiplantae, Streptophyta, Magnoliopsida, Fabales, Fabaceae. The record is from RefSeq and is a predicted model, not a curated record. The transcript has 3 exons. Bases 100 to 1659 code for a protein of 519 amino acids.